AGCUACAAAUAACAUUGUGAAUGGACAUCUUGCAUUAACAGGCACCCCAUAAAUACAGUGUGAGCACAAACACCAGGCACCAUUUGUUGGAUUUCUGCACCAGAAAAGGAUUUUCUACGGCACAUCAUAACAGGUCAAAAUGAGCUGUCAAAAGGAGGAUAAAAAGAAGGACAAGGAGGAGAAGGACAGAGGCUCUGGAUAUGAAAAUGACUCAGACGGAGGGAAGAAAAAUAAAGGAAGGAGUGGAAGUAAAGAACGAUGUGAGAAAGGACGAGGUGAGCGGAAAGGCUCAGGAAAGGAGGAAUCAGGCUCUGGAUCUGGAUCUGAUUCAGAUGGGGAAGGAGGAAAGUGCGGCAAGGGGAAGAGACAAGGGAAACGUGGAAAAGGAAGAGAUGGGGAACAAAGGAAAGGAGGCGGUGGUGGUGGUGGGCAUGGACAUGGAGGAUGUAAUUGAAUCACCAGUAUGCAAAAUGAAAAAGAAUAAAUUCAUCUCUUUUAAAUGAAUUCAGAAAAAAGAACGAUUUGUUUAUUGUGUAUUCGCAUCGACAUGACUUCAGUGGCAAAUACAUUAAUGUACAGCAGAUGAACAACUUUAACAAGUCUGAGGUCAUUUUAUUAGAUUCUGACACAAGUUAUGAUGAAAUUAUGAUUUGGUAAAGAAGAUUUAAAGUUAUAAUAA
Molecule: messenger RNA, 679 nt
Organism: Notolabrus celidotus (New Zealand spotty)
Lineage: Eukaryota; Metazoa; Chordata; Actinopteri; Labriformes; Labridae
Product: oleosin-B3-like
Exons: 9
Coding region: 140-454 (104 amino acids)
Source: RefSeq, a predicted model, not a curated record